This is a messenger RNA of Camelus dromedarius (Arabian camel), 5092 nucleotides long. RefSeq names its product zinc finger protein 804B (gene ZNF804B). The coding region runs from base 360 to 4397 and encodes 1345 amino acids. NCBI's taxonomy places the organism in Eukaryota, Metazoa, Chordata, Mammalia, Artiodactyla, Camelidae. The record is from RefSeq and is a predicted model, not a curated record. Gene Ontology annotation, cellular component: nucleus. The transcript is spliced from 4 exons.
GGGGGCGGGAGGGAAAGGGAGGAGGAGUUGCAGAUUCCCUAACGGACCCAGGAAGUUGUCCUUAAAAAAAUAUAUCGCUGGCCCGCGGUUGAGCAGCCACCUGACCAGAGCAGCAUGUGGACUAGCUCGCUGGGUCCCCUGAGUGCUCUUGUGGCUGCCGCCGCCGCCGUCGUCAGAGCAGCUGCUGCGGGCAGGCGUGGGGCGAGAAGCGGGGACCCGCGGCUGCUGUGUCCCCUGCUUACUGCUAGCCGCUUUUUCUCGGGAGGUGGCAGUCACUAUUGCUUCUGAGAAACCAGCUCUCAUUUCCACGGCUGGUCGCCUGGUGAGGAGUUGAGACUGCACCCCCCGCCCGGACCCACAUGGCUUGUUACCUGGUCAUCAGUUCAAGACAUCUCAGCAAUGGGCACUACCGGGGCAUUAAAGGAGUCUUCAGAGGGCCCCUCUGCAAGAACGGAUCUCCCUCUCCGGAUUUUCCAGAAAAGGAGAAGUCAACAGCAAAGGCCCUGGAAGAUGUGAAGGCAAACUUCUACUGUGAAUUAUGUGACAAGCAGUAUCACAAACAUCAGGAGUUUGACAAUCAUAUUAAUUCUUACGAUCAUGCUCAUAAACAGAGACUGAAAGAAUUAAAGCAACGGGAAUUUGCUCGAAAUGUAUCUUCCAAGUCUUGGAAAGAUGAAAAGAAACAAGAAAAAGCACUUAAGCGACUUCAUCAACUGGCUGAGUUAAGGCAACAGUCUGAAUGUAUUUCUGGAAGUGGACCAGCAUACAAAGCCCCCAGGAUAGCCAUAGAAAAGCAACUCCAGCAAGGAAUUUUCCCCGUGAAGAAUGGCAGAAAGAUAUCAUGCAUGAAGAGCGCACUUCUCCUUAAAGGAAAGAAUCUCUCCAGAAGCAUUUCCGAUAAACAAUGGUCCACCACUCCAAAUCGACACCAGCUACAAACGGACAGACGUUAUUUGUUUGGAAAUCGGGUACCACAAACAUCCUCAGAUCUCAGCGGUGCAAAUCACAGGACCGGAGUAUCAUUUUCUUUCUCCAAAAAAGUGCAUCUGAAAUUAGAAUCUUCAGCAUCAGUUUUCAGUGAGAACACAGAAGAAAGCCACGACUGUAACAAGUCGCCCAUCUAUAAAACAAAACAAACUGCAGAGAAGUGCACGUGCUGCAGGUUUGCAAAUGAAGAGACACGCCUCUCUAAGGAAAAAGAUAGAAACAUCUCACCAAGCCAUCUGGAAAGUGUUGUACACAAUACCUUCACCAUAAGCUCUCAGAUUUUGCGGCACAAAAAUGACUCUGUUGAUGAAACACUAGAAGAUUCGAUUGACAUUCAUGCUUCAUUCAAUAAAGCUAACAUUCGUCUUUCGGAUGUGGAUUUUACUCCUUCCAGCAGAACAAAAGAAAUCAGAGAUACAUCGAAGAACACUUCAGAACACUGCAUUAAUCACUCAUGCCAAGGAAAUGUUUCCUCCAGCUUACUGAACAUUUACAAGCACAGUAAUGCCAGGAUAUUUGAAUGUGUGGAUGAGUUUCCAUCACGAGAGCCAAGUGAACAAAGCAGUGCAUUGCAUCUGAAUCGAAAAGAGAAGAGAGAAAAAGUAUUAGAUAAAACAGAAAGAGUUAGCAGAAGUGUACAAAGGCUUGUAAGAGAAGCGUGUCCGCAUGAUGUGAAGUCCAAACCACUGCCUUUUCUCCACGUCCAAAGCAAAGAUGGCCACACCAUUCUCCAAUGGCCUACGGAACUGCUUCUCUUUACAAAAACAGAGCCCUGUAUCUCUUAUGGCUGCAACCCAUUAUAUUUUGAUUUUAAGCUUUCUCGAAACAGGAGUGAUGGCGACGAUCCGGAGGACUUCAGAACAGAAUUGCUGAAAGAGUCCUCGGAAAUGCCGACUAUGCUAGAGAACCAAGUCUCAGGUUUAAUCGAAGACCAACAAAAAUUGAUCCAAGAAGAUAAUAAGUCUCUGAAACCAAAGAUGACACUAGCCAAUCCAGAUUGGGAAAAUUUCCAGAGAAAAUAUAAUUUGGGCUACAACAGUGCUGAGCCAGAUAUGAAUGAAAAUAAUUUUAGUGCAAGCGAUUUGGAAAUGAAAAAUCCUAAAGUGCCUGCUUACCUAGAUCUCUCUCUAAAGAACUGUGUAAGAAACAGUAAUGAUAGUGAUAAGGAACUUAAGGAACCUUCCAGGACCCAUUUGCAAAGCUGCCAAAGGGUAACUCUAAACGAUGCAAAUGAGGGCCUAUCUUGUUCUCCUUGUGUCUCUAGGACUAAAAAGCAUACGCUGAUUUCCAGUGAUCUUCAUUUAGAUUUUGAAGAUGAGAAUCCGUCCACCUGGAAUUCUAGCCCUUACCCUCUAAGGGGCCACAGUGACCAUGAGAAGGACCUCGGCAUAAUUUUGAAUAGUGACCGAAUUGGCGUGACCAGCAGUGUUUCUGGUUGUGGAAGAGGAAAUUACAAGAGAAGUUCCCCAAAGUUGUCUCUGAAUAAACGUUCUAGCCCUUCAGACACAUCCCCUGGCAGGACAUCCAGCUUGAGAAGUACUUGUUCAAAUCAUAGGUCCGGUGGUCACGGCAGAGGGAAUUUGCUCUGCUUUUGUAAAAGAGAAUACAACUCAGUUGAAAGGCACAAAAGGAAACGUCGAAAGCACAGCUGUCUCUGCUUGUCUGAUGAGCUGGCAACGAGCGAGUCCCCACAGUCUGAAACCCAAGGAGCUAGGAGCUGCGAAUUGUGGGAAUCAGUUAAAAAUGAAAAAAAAUCAAAACAUGGAUAUGGUCACUGCAGAGAAAAAUAUAAACUGGGCAAAAAUCAGCAGGGUCUAGGGCCACAAUCCAAGAGAACCAUCCACUGUGAUUCCAGCGCACAGGUUUCCGGUGCUGGAAACAGUGAAAACCCACCUCAUUGCCAGGCACCUCAGCACAGCAGAUUGGGCUCUUACUCAAGAGAGAAAAUGUCUCACUUAAAUAAAGGUGAAAGAAGUCAACAGUCUUUGGACAGUCCUCUUGUUUGUGAUCUGGGAAAAGUAAAGCCCAUGCAGUGUGACUCCGGGAAUCGCAGCCGUCUUCUAAGGAACUCCUCUAACCGCUCUUUAGAAACCACAGAGCUGAAUGCUGUAGGAGGAGAGAGGACCGCCCUGACAGCCAAGAGCCUAUUGGAAAGAGUACAAGCCAAGAAAUGCCAGGAACGAGCAACUGAUUUUGAGGUCUCUUCAGACUGUUGUAAAAAUCAAUCAGAGGCUCAUUCACAAAUCGAAUGCACACUUCAGUUUACACCACCGGGCUGUACCAGACUAGCAUUGCCUUUGUCUGAAAAAAUACAGAACCCAAGAAGAAGAAGAAAUGAAGAAGGCAGUGCAACACAAAGAACUAUUGAGAAAGUCAGAGUUGAAAGUUCACAGACAAAUAAUUUCACUGUUUUAGCAGACACUGAUUGUGAUCGUUAUCUUUCAAAAAGUAUCAUUCACAUAGUAGCUGAGUCUCAGUCACCAAACAUGAAAAAGAACCCAAUGACAAAAGAACAAUCAAAAUGUUUAAUUAGUGAGGUCCAACCUUUUAUUCAAAGCUGUGACCCAGUAUCAAAUGAUUUCCCUGGUGCUUUUCCAUCGAAUAGACAUAUUGGUGUUACUGAUUCAACAGAGACCAAAGAGGACCAAAUAAAUCUAGACUUACACGAUGUAAGCAUGCAUAUGAAUCAUGUAGAGGGGAAUAUCAGCUCUUACUAUGACAGAACUAUGCAGAAGCAUGACAAAGUAGCUGAUGAAUUAGAAGUGUGUCGUAAAUCUCUCUCCCCACCUUUAAUUCAACAGCCCAUAACAUUUUCUCCUGAUGAAAUGGAUAAAUACAAGCUCCUCCAGCUACAAGCCCAGCAGCACGUGCAGAAACAGCUCCUAUCAAAGCAUCUUCGAGUUUUGCCCGCUGCAGGGCCAACUGCCUUUUCUCCGGCUUCAGCUGUGCAGACAGUUCCAAUUCACCAGCAUGCGUCUAUCACCACCAUCCACCACACGUUCCUGCAGCGUUUUGUUUCUGCUUCCCUAAAUUCCCAUAGCAGUCACCUCCCUAUAGCUCAUCUACAUCCUCUUUCGCAGCCACAUUUUAAUCCAUUCCCAUUUUCACCUCUGACGCCCACUAUCAUCCCUGCACACCCCACUUUCUUAGCGGGUCAUCCCCUGCAUUUAGUCACUGCUGCCCCCUUCCACCCAUCUCACAUAACUCUCCAGCCCUUGCCCCCUGCAGCGUUUAUCCCCACCUUGUUUAGCCCUCACUUUAACCCAGCUACUGCUUCUAUCAUCCACUUGAAUCCUUUAAUUCAACCAGUGUUCCAAGGUCAAGAUCUUCGCCAUCAUUCCUGCUCCAGUCAGAUGCAACAGUUAAAUGGAGUGAAAGAGGCCUUAAAUGUGUCAGCUCACUUAAACUAAUAGGUCGUAAAGCCCCUCUUGUGGAUAAAUAACACAAAUUGUCGCUGCCUACAAAAUGAUAUAUCUCAAGUUGUCUGUCUGAUUACUAGAAGAUUUAAAAGAGUGGUGCCAAUUCCAAAUGUGACCAAUAGAGAAAUAUGAACUGAAUUGCGAAUACUGAAAUAGAAACAUUUUAAGAAUUUAUUUUAAUUUGUGAAAAUAAUAGGACAAAUUUAAAGUAAUUUUAUGGAAAGGUAGAGGGAAACAUGUUAAAGGUCUGUUUUAGAUGAGUUCUCAUAUAAUAUAAAAAUAGAAAACAUUUAGACAGAUCAUUGAUAUCUCAAAGAAAAUUAAAUGGAACAUAAUACCCUAUGUUUUAGGUGUUUGGUGAAUGAAUGAAUGAAUGAAUGAAUGAGUGAAUGCACAUUUGGUUUUAUUUAUCAGAUAAUAACAAAAGGUCAGUGAAACAAACUAAUCAUGUAUUAAAAUUGGUUCUUAUGGUUAGCUGUUGACUAGUUUUCAAUCAACAUAAACUAUAUUUUCAUAGGAAAUAUGAGACGGCAAGAAAUUUUCUGACUAAUUCAGAAUGAAAACUACUCUUCAAUGCAAAACAAUCUUAUGCAGAUUGUAUUGUUGAGUUUCUGUGAAAAAUUGGUUUAAUCUUCGUUUCACACACUUUUAUGUCAAGAGAAUUUUGUAAUUGUAAUAAUCCCCAG